Drosophila persimilis is the source of this 2189-nucleotide messenger RNA. RefSeq names its product modular serine protease (gene modSP). The record is from RefSeq and is a predicted model, not a curated record. Gene Ontology annotation, biological process: acrosome reaction; proteolysis. Gene Ontology annotation, molecular function: serine-type endopeptidase activity; protein binding. The coding region runs from base 175 to 2064 and encodes 629 amino acids. NCBI's taxonomy places the organism in Eukaryota, Metazoa, Arthropoda, Insecta, Diptera, Drosophilidae. The transcript is spliced from 5 exons.
GUCGGAUUCGUUCAAUGUUCGGUAGCGAGUGCUGUCCGAUGGAUUUAAUAUCAACACGCAUUUAAGCCAAACAUAAAGACACACUUGUAGGGAGUAGCGAUUGUUAUGUACUUAUGUACAUAUGUCCGUGUGCUUCAUUGACACUCCAUAGAAAUCAGCUUCAAAACGGAAAGAAUGAAGCUUAAAUUAUAUUUAUCGAAUUUAUUGUACUUAUGGGCGGUAGUGACGUUAAGGUCCAGAGCAAUAAACGCUCAAUGUUCGACUUCCCAGUUUGCGUGCGAAAAUGGCGGUUGCAUUUCGCAAUUCGACGUUUGCAACGGCGUGAAGAACUGCCCCGACGGAUCGGACGAAACCCCGCUGACGUGUAUCUCCCAGCGGCAGCACUGUUUGAAGCCCUACUUCCAGUGCAGCUACGGCGCUUGUGUCAUAGGAACAGCCGGAUGCAACGGAGUCAAAGAUUGCGCAGAUGGCUCCGAUGAAACGGUUUUGCGCUGUGGCAACGAGGACGAUUUGCGACAGUUCGACCGCCGUUCACAGGGUAAUUGUCAAGACGACGAGAUCAAAUGCCCAUCUGGCAUAUGCCUAGACAAAAGCAGGUCUCUCUGUGACGGCAAGGACGACUGCGGAGACGGCACCGGCUUCGACGAGUCGGUGGAUUUGUGCGGGCACCUGGAGUGCCCGGGCUACUCCUUCAAGUGUGGCACCGGCGGCUGUAUUUCGGGAGCCCUGAGUUGUAAUGGACAGAACGAUUGCUUCGAUGGCUCGGACGAAGCCCCACUCCUGUGCAACACUACCAAGAAGGUGACUUCACCUACCCCCGUCGUCAUACCGCUGGAGCAACUAGGCUGUUCCUUGCCGCUGGAAGAUGAACGCCCAAUUCUAAAGGAUCACUACGAUCGUGUUCUCCUUCCGCCGAUCACCAGUGGCACGGUCCGCUUCUCCUGCCAACCCGGCUACAUAUUAGAGGGCCUCGAAAUAAGUCACUGCGCUAACAGACAGUGGAGUUCUGAGACAGUGCCGAAGUGCGUGAAAUACUGUGAUUCCAAGGGCGAGUUCGAUGGGUAUUCCACCAAGGCCAUAUGCACAUCCGCUGGACAGAACGUCGACUGCAGUCAGCGCUAUCAUCCGCCAGGCACUGAGGUCAAGUUUGUAUGUGCCACCGGCUUCCAGACUCGCCGCACCACUCUCCCGGAUAUGAAGUGCAUGAAAGGGGGGUACUGGAAUCGCCAACGGCAACGCUGCGACCAGGAGUGUGGCCAGAUAGCCACGCCAACCAAGAGCUUCUCGGCCAACGGGUACACCAUCAACAACACUGUGGUCCCGUGGCAUGUGGGCCUCUACGUUUGGCACACUGAGAAGAGCUAUAGCUUCAUGUGUGGCGGUUCGCUGCUGACGCCGGACCUGGUGAUCACUGCUGCCCACUGCGUGUACGAUGAAACGGUACGGCGGGCCUACAGCUAUGACACGUUCCGCGUAAUAGCAGCGAAAUUUUAUCGGAACUACAAGAAUACUACCAGCGAUGAGCGCUGGCAGGACGUGCGGGACAUCAUUAUAGCGCCUGGCUACAAGGGCAGGACGAACAACUACUUCAACGAUCUAGCCUUGCUAGUUCUGGUCGAGCCCUUCGAGUUCAGCCACGUCAUUCGGCCGAUCUGCGUCCAUUUCUCAGAGUUUGCCGAGAAGGAGACCAUUAAUAACGAUGUACAGGGCAAAUUCGCUGGCUGGAGCAUCGAGGAUAAGCGCGAGCUGCAGUUUGUGCCGGCAGUGUCCAAGAUGAACUCCGUGUGCCUGCAAAAUUUCCCAGACAUUCAAUCGGACAAAUUUUGCAUCUUCACACAGGGCAAGUCGCUGGCGUGUCGGGGCGAUAGUGGCGGUGGAUUCACCGCCGUCCGCCAGUCCUACGCUUUCUCCCGAGACACUUCCCGCCAUUUCCUGUACGGUAUCAUCAGCAACGCACCCAAUGCAGAUCAGUGCGCCCACAGUCUGACUAUACUGACCAACAUACAGCACUUUAAUAAAAUAAUAACCACUGCAAUCGAAAAUAGCAUAAAUACCAGAUCCUGAGCGCAGAGUUCUCAGCUGUGACCUAGACUAGAGUAUAUCCAAGGCUGGAUAUUUAUAUAUAUACAUAUCUACGAUUAUUUUGUUUAAGAUUCAAAUAAAACGAAUUAGAACCGAUGCAAGAGUUA